This is a messenger RNA of Ipomoea nil (Japanese morning glory), 1473 nucleotides long. Its product is annotated as GDT1-like protein 2, chloroplastic. Gene Ontology annotation, biological process: Golgi calcium ion transport; calcium ion transmembrane transport; Golgi calcium ion homeostasis. Bases 154 to 1191 code for a protein of 345 amino acids. NCBI's taxonomy places the organism in Eukaryota, Viridiplantae, Streptophyta, Magnoliopsida, Solanales, Convolvulaceae. Gene Ontology annotation, molecular function: calcium ion transmembrane transporter activity; manganese ion transmembrane transporter activity. The transcript is spliced from 11 exons. Gene Ontology annotation, cellular component: Golgi apparatus; chloroplast. The record is from RefSeq and is a predicted model, not a curated record.
UACCCUUUAUACGAGAAGUACCUUUUCUUGAUCAACUGCAACUGGGGCAUUCCACUUUAUCUGGUGCACGUGGCAAGCUGAAGCGUUCCGAUGAAUCUGUAUCAGUAAGCUGCAACUCCUUUGUUAGUAGUACGGAGUAGAAUUGGAGAAGAAAUGCAGGGCUUGGUUCUUCGGAAUGCUCAUCCUUUCAUUACACCAAGCAAGGGAACAACGAUUAAGAUUCCCUUGUUCCCUUUGGUUCACACUCUGCCUACGUGCCCUUUCGUACCCGCAAGAACUACACUUGUACAACCCUCUUUCUUAAGAAGGUGGGAGCUGCCUAAGCUGCACUGGAGGCACUGCAGAACAACGUCACAUGCAUCUAAUGUUGGCAUUGGAUCAGGGGGUUAUGAAGAAUUCAGUGAGCCACCUAUAGAUACUUCAGCUAAAGAUGAGAAGCUUCCAAAUCAAAUUCCUUAUCCUCUCUCUAUAGCUCUAGUGCUAUGUGGAUGCGCUUUGGUAUUUUCACUGAUUGCCUUUGUAAAAGGAGGACCUUCGUCAAUCUUAACUGCAUUUUCGAAGUCAGGCUUUACUGCAGCAUUCUCACUGAUAUUUGUAUCUGAAAUUGGCGACAAGACAUUUUUCAUUGCUGCACUAUUGGCAAUGCAAUACAAGAGACUAUUGGUUCUUCUGGGAUCAAUGGGUGCUCUUUCACUUAUGACCAUCUUCUCUGUCGUAAUAGGAAGGAUCUUUCAUUCUGUGCCAGCACAGUUCCAAACAACCUUGCCGAUUGGAGAGUAUGCAGCAAUAGCACUUCUAGUAUUCUUUGGCCUCAAGUCAAUCAAAGACGCGUGGGAACUUCCAUCUGAGGAGGUUAAAACAGGUGAUGAAUACGUUGAGGCUGAGGAACUUGUGAAGGAAAAGGCUUCAAAGCGACUCUCGAAUCCAUUUGAAAUUCUGUGGAAGUCAUUCAGCCUUGUAUUUUUUGCUGAAUGGGGAGACCGCUCUAUGCUUGCAACAAUAGCUUUGGGCGCGGCACAGUCUCCAUGGGGAGUUGCAAGUGGUGCUAUUGCUGGACACUUGGUUGCAACAUCUCUCGCAAUACUAGGAGGCGCUUUUCUUGCCAACUACAUUUCUGAAAAGCUGGUGGGCUUCCUAGGUGGAGCUUUGUUUUUGGUUUUUGCUGGUGCCACGUUCUUUGGGGUUUUUUGAGGAAGUUUUGUAAAUCACAAGAAGAAAAGGAAGUUCUUUUGUCGAAGACAAGACAUGCUUGCUUAAGGUGAAGACCAGAACAUUUACACUUAGAAAUCGGGGCACACACACACGAGAGAACGACUGUUGUUGUAUCAUACAUGAAAGGAAGAAGCAACCAUGUUAGAGGCAAUUUAGGACAUGUAUACCUUCACAUACUCCCCAACUGUCUUUUGACACAGUUCAUGUUUCUGAUAUCAUAAAUCUGAGUUCCUUAUUUAUUGAAUGUUGGAAAUGGGCUGA